AAAACCAUCCACGACGAAAAUCUUUAUCAAUUUAUUGAAUAUUUAUCAGUGGCCUUCCUAAUACGAGUGUGUAUCUGUGUACGGUUUGUAAAUUAUCUUUAUUAUUGCUCUAUUACAGUAUUUGUUAAUACUCUGAUUUCAAUGUACAGGUUUUGGCGUUGUUCUUUUUCGACGCAUUAAACGGUUGUGCGUUGACAAAUAUCAUUAACGAUACGAUAAUGGUGCUACGUUAGGGCGGGUGACGCGGAAGUGUUCUAAGUAUUUGACCCACUAAGUCGGCCAUGCCCAUAGUUUAGCUGGGAAGACAACAUGAAUUGUCAUCAAAUACUCAGCGGAGCCUGUAAUGCUGGCGACCGGUGUUUCGCCGUCGGGAGCGUAGAAGGUGUACCGUUCACCGUAAGUGCCUACUUUAAUUUCAAUCUAUAGCUGAUGGUCUCUAUAAAAUGUCUGUUAAAUUGUCUCUUUAGGCUUAUGCGGCUGGAUGUAAUAUUGUGAUAUUGGCGAGUACGUUCGAACGUGUACAAAUCAUCCCUGGUGCAAUACACAACUACAUUCGUAUCAGUUGUUUAGAUUGUUCAACAGAUACUGGCAAAAUAGCUGCUGCCUAUGAUAAUCAAAUAUGUGUUUUCGAGCCAACCCCAUUAGUUUGCAAAAAUUCACCUCAUGCAAGUUUAUAUUAAAAUCAAUUUUUCAUUUGAAAACUAUUUUCUUUAUGACACACCCGCAUAAAAAAAAAAGCUAUAUAAUAUAAUUUCUUGGUUUAUUAGAUAGAAUAGUUAAUAUUUUGAUUAUGUAAUCAAAAUAUGUAUUAUUGUUUUAUUAGUUUAGUUACUCAGAUUAUAAGUAUAAUCACCAUUAGAUGUAUAAUGUAUACAAUGUAAAAAUUCAUACUUGGUGUUUGACAAUAUUAAUCAUCUGUAUUCCUGUAAACAUAAACAAACUGAAAUUCAAUUUUUUAUUAGUAUACAUAUUUGUCUAAGUAAUAGGUAUAGAUAUAGCUUUUUAUUUAUUUUUACACAUUAUAAAUAUCAUUUAAAAUUUUUCUCUACAAUUCACAAAUAAAUAAUCUUGUUUAUAAAUAGUAGGUAAAAUUAUUUGAUACAAGAUUAAGCCAAAUUUAAUUUAAUAAAAAAAAAUAUAAUUAAAAUCCUACUCUUAAACAAUAACUGGACCAUAUAUAAAUUAACUGUGUAGAUAAUAUAUAAUAAGUAUUCAUAUUUUUUAUUAAUUUUAAAUACUUGUCCCAAAGAUAAAAUGUUGUCUGUUAUUUAUUGGUUAUGCAAAUGUGUAUUCAAAAAAAAUAUUAUUUUUUUUAUAAAAAUCACUUUUUUUUGUUGUUUAAUGUUUGUUUAAUUAUUUAGUAUUUGUCUUACUUUUAUAAUAUUACAGCAAUUGGAUUAUAAAUGGGUAGAGACGGCUAGCUGGCGAACAGCUUGUCGCAUUAGCUGUUUAUCAUGGAAUUUAGAAGGAACAAGAUUAUUAACAGGAGGCACUGUUUUACAAUUAUGGCAUCAACAAUUACCUGAUGAGCUCUUAGAUGAAAAUACUGGUACGUGUAUUUAAUUCAAUGUAAAAAAAUAAUACGUAUUAUGUUUGCUGAUAAAGAAAAUGUCUAUUAAAUUGUGAUUUUUUAUUUAUUAUUAAUUUUUAAAUUAUAUUUCUCUAAACUAGAAACAAAAAUUUGAUUAAUUUCAAUACUUUCUAAUAAUGUGUAUUUAAUUUUAUAUAGGAAUGACAAGUGAUGGAGUAACAUUUGAAAUUGGUGAAGAAGCGAUACCAAUGUCAAUAACAGCACCUACUAUCUGUGAAGUACGUGGAUGGGAAUGUGUUUGGCAAAAAGAAACAGCAACACCAGUUGUACACAUUGCUUUUUCACCUGAUGGAACAUUAUUUGCUACUGCUGGUAAAGAUGACAGACUAGUCAAAAUUUGGUUUGAAAAUAAACAAUGUAAGUAUGAAAAAUCCUAAUUAUUUUAAAAUAAAAUAUAUAAGUAUUAUUAUAUGUAUUUUAACUGCAAUUAUUUUAUAAAAAUGAGAAUUGCAAAAUAAUUUUCAAAGUAUAAAUUGAAUUAAAUUAACACUAAAAUAUUUUUUCAAACUUAUUAUUUAGUACUUUUUCCAUCAAAAAGUGUGGAUCAGAAUUAUUCAAUGAGUGCCAUUUCCAAUUUUGGUGAACCAAAUUAUGGGUUUGUGUAUAUAGCACAUCCCCGUGCUGUAACACAACUGUCUUGGAGAAAAACUAGCAAAUAUAUGCCCAAGUAAUUAGUUGUUUUUUUUUUUUUCAAAAAUAUGUUUAAAGAAUAAAUAAUAUUUUAAUUUUUUUAGAGGGUCUGUUUCUAAUAUGUUAGUAACAUCAUGUAGAGAUAAUAUUUGUCGACUAUGGUCAGAAACUGUGUUACCGGAUGAUGGUUUAGUGAAUAUGAGCCAGUUUGAUCCAUUAGCUGCUCAUAAUCCUCGAUUUCGUACACACAGGCAUAAGCAUAGACUUCUUCAACGUCUUAAACACAUGAAGUAAUUAAAUUAAAACAUUUUAAAAUUUAAUAAUUAAUUUUAAUUCAAAAUAUAUAUGUAGAGCUUGUUUUCAUAUACGAAGACACGCUAAACAUCAUGGUGAUGUUGGCACUGGUUUAGCUGGAAGUACAAGUUCAACUAUACCAACAUUACCAUCCACAUUUAGUGUUCAUGAUUUUCAUAGUUAUGGUUUUCAUGGAACUGGAAUUAUUCCAGGACUUCAUUUUCACUUAGCUGCUAGUAUAAAUGCUGAAACAGGUAAUAUUAUAAAUUACAUUUAUGAAAUACAAUUUUAAAUAAAUAAUUUAAGAUUUUAUGUAUUUUAAAAUGUUAAUAUCAAAUAUAAACUUAAGUUAAUAUGAUUAAAUUAUUUUCAUAUUAUCACAGACAUUCCAUUAGUGCCUAGUUUAUCAAGCACUGACCCUGAAAGAGAACCAAAUUUUGUUCUUCAUUGGCUCAAUAAUAAAGAAAUGCAUUUUUCACUCCAAGCUGAAGCAAUAUUAAAUGUACAUUAGUUUUGUAUUUUUCACUUAUGUGUGAGCAAUAUACUAAAUUUGUGUUAAUUUGUAAAAUAAUUAUUUAGGAACUGACUAAAAAAGUAGUGGAAAAAGAUGAUAUGCUUAUAAAUGAACAGUUUUUAAUAUCAGAACAUCAUGAUGUGGAUUUUAAUGAUCCCAGACGUAAACAAAGUAAGCUUGGUAAAGGUAUGUCUCAAGAUGAAAGUGUUAGUGAUGAACAUAGCUAUCCAUCAAGUCAUCCAACACUUAGGUAAUUAAAUUGAAAUUAGUAUUAUUUUAUAUGUUAUAUGUACUAUUAUUUUUGUUGUAUUACAGCAAUACAACAUCAUUGAAUUCAUUUACUACUGAUACAAAUCAUAUAGCCACUGAUUCACUGGAUAAUAAAAUUGAAUGCCUACUUCGCGAUUGGCACCAUAGUCCUGACUUAUUAUUUGCUGUUCAUCCUAUUGAUGGAAGUUAUUUAAUUUGGGUUGUCGACUGGCUAGAUGAAUACCAUCCUGGUUCGUUUAGACAAGCUCAAGUUUCUUUUUCCACUAGAAUUCCUAAUGCUUUCCCUCUCGGAGAUGCCACCACAAUGUCUCAUAAUGUGUGUUUGUAUCAUACAUCUGGAUCAAGUUUACAACUAGCUUUCAGAGAUGUAGUUAAGACUGCUGCUGCAGCACCAAGCAGAACACCUAGUGAUGUUCAUGGUGAGUUAUUAUUAUAUAAGUACCCUGUUAUAUAAAUCAUAAAUUACUAUUUGACUUUUUAGGUAUAAAUGGAGAUUUUGGUGAUUCAAGUCUUCCUCGAGUUUUAGAGGAAGAUGGUGAUUCUUUAGCUGGUGAUAUUGACCUACAUCGUCAAAAUGAAACAGUUGAGCCAUUAUCAAAUGAUAAUGGGAAACAUAACCGAGCUACUUCAUCCACGGGUGAAGACUCAGGAACAUUUAAUGAUAUAAUAUCUGCACCACCAUGCCCAACUCUAUCUAUGGUUACCAAACAUACUAAUGGAACCCUAAAUUUAUGGCAAUUAACUUUUGCUGAUAAAUCAAAAUUUUCACAAGUCUUAAGUAUUGGACAUGCAUCUCGAGCGUCUGGUCAUCGUUUCCGUGUAAAUGAUGUGACAUGUCAUCCAGUAUUGCCAUUAUUGUUAACCACUUCCCACCAUAAUUUACCUGAUCAAGAAACUCCCGCUUCUCCGUUAUCAGCUAACCCACCCAUUGCUCAACCGCCAUCAGUAAAUAUACACAUUUCUAAUUUUAAAUACAACCUAAUUAUAUUAUAAAUGGUUUACAGGGAUUUUGCAGUGAACUUAUUUUAUGGAGAGUUGAUGCAGUUGGUCCACUUUCUAAAUCUGGUGGUGUUUCUGAACUCGCUCGUAUAAAUUCUCUUCAAAUAUCAGCAUUUUCAAAUGUUGCCUGGAUACCAACUUUACUACCCAGGUAAUUAGAUGAUUACGAUAUGAUAAAAUACCUGUAUGUAUAUGUAUAAUAUUACAUGUUUACUUAUAUUAUUUAUACUAUUUAAAUAUAUGUAAUAUUAGGCUUGAGUUUAUUAAUAAUUAUAAAAUUGUGUUUAAAAAAUAUAUACUAAGUUUAUUUAUAAUAGUACUACUCUCGGCACAUUGUCGAAUUCUCCGAGUGCAUGUUUUGUGGCUUCUGAUGGUGAAUGUUUACGUGUUUAUCAAGCUGUUAUUGAUGCCAGAACAUUAUUAGCUGAAGUAUCCAGUUCAGAACAUCGUAGUCGAAUGGCUGCUGUAUGAUUUUUUUUUAUAAUGUAAUGUAGUUUUUUUUGAAAAGUAAAAUAUAAAACUUUUUUAAUUUAUAGGACUCUAUGGUAAGUUUAUCAACUGAUGUUUCUUCUGAAAACGAUUUAAAACAUAAUUCAUUACACGAUCAUAUCAAAAUUGUUUCACAACAAUCUACGGCAAGACCUGGAUGUGUUAUUCAACUGGAUGCUAUAUCUGAUGCAACACAUGUAAAUUGUUUAUUUUUUAAAAUACUUAAUAUUUUCAUAAGGUAAGAUAAAUAUGAUUAUUAUAUUAUAGGAUUGGCAAAAUACUCAAUUUUUACAUGUAUUUCAAGAACAAUUAAUGACAGGAGAAAGAUCAUCUGGUAGAGGUUUAGUAGAUGCUAUACCAGGUUUAGAAAGUGAAGAACCUGAUGAAGAUUUUGAGGAACCUUUUUACUUAGUUGUACUUGAACGGACUGUCCAGGGUACAACAGUACAUAUGUGGCGUUUAAUUAUAGCUUCUCAGCUUGAAAGUAAUCGUAAGUUUUAUAUUUGUUUUUCUUCUAAAUAUAUUUAGUAUUUAUUAUCUGUAUUAUAUAUUUUAUUUAUUUAAACAGCUUUAAGUGAAAGUAUGAUGUAUGUUCCUGAUAGUCAAUUAGUACAAGAUGAUGAUGAAAUGGAUAACUCCGGGAAGCUGGGGGCAACUAAUUUAGGUGGAGAAGAGACGACUCAACCAACUUUGUCAGCUUUUGCCCCUCAUGUUUCAAUAUCAACCACAAAGGUACGUUAAAGUAUGUAUACAUAAAUAGUAGUGACUAGUAUUGGGCUUAAGCUGAUAUUGUUUAUUGGACGAUAUUGAGGAUAUCAGAAUAUUGGUUAUCGUGAAUCUUACAAAACUGAUAUUUUCGAAAAAAAUUUUCUCUGAAAUAUUAUAAAAGCAUUAGCCAUUUCAUCCGAUAUACUGGUUAAUUUCAAGGUUUUAGAUUUCAAAUAUUGUAUCAACUAGUGGUAGUAAAUAUCAGAAAAAAGUAAUAUCGAAUUGCCACUAAUAAAUAGGUCCAAAAAAUGUUUAAUUUACAACCUUAUUUAACAUUCUACUAUUGAUUAAUUAAUUUUAGCCAUUUAUUUGAUAUUCAAUGUUACUUUUACACUUAUUAAUAAUUAUUGAAGCCAAAUUUUGAAAAUAAAUGUUUAAUAUAAUCUUUUAAAAUCAUCUAAUAUAGUAAAAUAGAAGUUAUUAUGAACACUAAUACUCUCAGUGAAGUCUAAUUUUUAAUUAUUAUAAAAUAAUAACAUUUAGACUUAACUUAACCUUAGUAGUUUUAAAAAGUAUCGUAUAGUAUCUUGAUUCAAACAUAAAUUUGUUGAAUACAUAUUUUCUGUGUUACUGUACAGAAUAAAAUGUAUAUUUCUCAAUAUUUGUUAUUAAUUUAUUAUAGAUUUGUACACAAGAAUUAAAUUUACCUGAUGGUGUUGAUGUUAUUCAUGCAUCUCCUGCUGGAGGACAUUUGAGUUCUGCUUCUAUCUAUCCCGCUUGUUUUGCACCAUAUGUAUUUGUAACUGCGUGCUCAGAUAGUACUUUACGGUUUUGGAAGUGUAAGAUUUCAAAAACAGCAGAUGAAGUUACAUACCAAUGGGAUGAAUGGGAAAUGAUAAGAAAAGAUCGCAAGUCUAUGAUCGAAAUAUCAGGUAGAAUUUAUUCGCUUUCAAUGCAUCGCAAAAAUUUAUUAGUUUUUAUUUUUAGGUCAACCAUUAAAUAUAAGUGCAGCAUACAGUGGGCGUAUUGCUUGUGCAUAUAAAUACGGAAAAUCAUUUACUCGACCAUCAAAAAAAGAUCCAGAAUCAAGAUAUGUUAAUUUGUGUGUAGCUAUUUAUGAAUGUGAAAGUACUGGUGGUUCAGAAUGGCUACUUGAAGACACAAUACACAUGAAAAAUAUUCAUUUGCCAAAACUUCAUAUCGAUCCUAGUGUUGAUCUGACAUAUUUGCAUGAUCAAACAAUACUAUCAUCCAAAAAACAUAAGUUGCAGUCCACAGUUUUGAAAGCUUUAUCGUCAGAAGACUUGGAUGGAACGACUGGGAGAAGUAAUGGUAGAAAUGUGGAAAAUGAAACUAAUUUAGUUAAAAGUAGUCAUGGUAUGGCAAAAUAUUAAUAUUUUCAUUAUUUUAUGUAUGACAUGAUAAACCAAUGUUUCAAGGUUUACUGGCUGUUCCUAGUUUUAGUACUCUUCAAUCAUUAAGAAAAUCUAUUAUUGAAAAUGGAAAUACAUGUCCAUUGACACAGAAACACAUUGUCCAAUUAGAUUGGGUAUCUAAGGAAGAUGGGUCUCAUAUACUUACAGUGGCUGUGGGUAGUAAGGUAAAUAAAUUUUGAAAAUUAUUAUUGUAAAUAAAUGAUAUGUAAACUGAUAUGUUAUCAAAUUAUUACAAAAUUAAAUUAUUGUAUUUUUUAAUUUUUCUGCUUUGAAAUAGAUUAUGUUAUUUACACCAGUAUCAAGUGAUUUAGCUCAAGCCAAUAUGAAGGCAAUGAAAGAAUCCCAAUCAGUUAACCGUCCAAUUUUACGAAAAGCUUCAUCGCUAGCUUCUCCCAAUUUUGUAGAUGAAAUAAGGUAAAUUCAAAAUAUAUUAAUAUGUAAGUAUACAAGUGUUCUAAAUUUAUUUCUACUGAUUUUUAAAAUGAUCCACUAUGUUUUCAAUUGAAAUUGAAAAUCUAUUUUGUGUUUUGUAGAGAGUGAACUUUCAAGGUUAUCUAUGUUUUAUUUGAUUUAAAUACUUCUAUUAUUUUCUAUAACAUUCAUUGGCUCUAUUAAGUAUAGAUUGUGUUGAAGGAAGGAUGAGAAAGACUAUUCUAAAAUUAAUAUAAAGUCUUCAUUUUAAUUUGUCAUGAUUUUAAAUAAUUUUAAAUUUUAAUACAAAAUAAACAAAAAUGUAUGUAUAAACUAUACAAUAUUGGGAUUAUCAAAUACAGUAAUUGUCAAACUGUACUCUGUAUGAAACACAGAAUACUUAAAAUAAGAUCUGGUUAGAAUUUCAAAUCUUACAAUUUUUGUUUAAAAGCAAUUUAUUUGUUAAUAGUAUAGAAACAUUAGCAAUAUUUUUUUUAGUAUGUUUGACCAAAACAAAUAUAUCAUUGGUAUUUUUCAUAUAAUUAUUUUCUUUUUAAUAAUUAAAAUUGGUUUUCUUUAUUAUUAAAGAGUUCCAUAGAUUUGUUUAUUCAUUGAACAUCUUUGAAACAAAAUUUUUCUAUCGCAAUGUAAUCAAAUAUUUAAAUUAUAACUUUAAGAUGGAUGAAACUCAGGAAAAUUGAUCUCACUACAGCUGAUGGUUUGCCUCCACUUCCAAUGCAAAUGUCAUGGGUUCGUGAUGGUAUAUUAGUUGUAGGUAUGGACAGUGAAAUGCAUGUAUACUCGCAAUGGAAACCUAAUUUGUGUAAGUUGAUUGCGUUACAUUUAAAUAACUUUUAUUAUGAAUCUGAAGUAUGAGUUAAUUUUAUUUCAUACUUAGAUACACAAAAAACUGCUAUGCCAUGUUGUAAAUUAGUACAUCAAGAAUCAGAUGAGCUACAAGAUACCAGAAACUUAAGAGAUGAAGAUCUUAGAACAUUGGCUCAUGUAAAUUUCAAUAUUUCAAUAACUAAUAAAAGAAGAUAAAAAUGUUUUACAUUAUUAUUUUUGUUUUGUGUAUAGGAAACCUCACAAAGGAGAUUAGCCAAUGUAAGUUCCAUGCCGCAUUUGUCUCGUGUAAGCUCAAUUAAUUUAAAUAUGUUAACUGCCGAGACAAAAAAAAAGAAGUUGGGUAUCACAAAUGGUGACUCUACAAGUAAUAUGGACUCGUAUAUGCCUGACUAUGGACUUUUUGAAGCUAGUCGUAUAGCAUGCCCAGUUCUUCCUCAAUAUCACCCUAAACAACUAAUGGAGUUAUUAAAUUCUGGAAAAAUACGAUGGGUGAAAGCUAUACUUGCACAUCUUGUCAGGUAUUUAAUAUUAUUACAUACUUACUAUCAAUUAUUUUGUGUUCAAAAAUAAAAACAUUUAAUAAAUAAAAUUUACUUUUAGAUGUAUUUCUACUACGUGUAGUGUAAGACAAGGUGCCGUUGUUUGUUCAUAUUCAGAAGAAGACAAUUUAACUAGACAAAGAGGAUGGUCUAGGUCAAGAACAUUGUCUGUGAGCUAUGCUGGAACUGGUAAGAAUCAACUAUUUUUAUACAAUAUAUUUAUUUAAAUAUUUAUUAUUAUUAUUAUUAUUAUUAUUAGCUACAAGUCCAAUGGAACCUAGAGGAUCUACCACUGCAAUUCCAGAAGAACUGAUGUUGGAUUAUGCUGAAAUUACUUCUAUUCCUCCUUUACCUUUGUGGACACUAUUAGCAGCAGAUAAAGAAAAUGUUAGUACAGCCCUAAAAUUAGCUGAAGAUGAAAAAGAUUAUAAUGAAUUAUUUAAUGGAAACAUUUCUACGUCAGAAGAUAAUCUUGAUGAUAUAUUGAAUGAUGAUUUAGAACCAGAAAGUCCUCGUAGAUCGGAACGUAGGUUAUCCAACUCUACGGAAAAACAACAGUGUCUGUUGUCUCAUUUUGGACCAAAACAAGGUCAACUCUUAUCUCGUCUAUUAACUCAUACACAUUUGCCUGGUUUAUCAAGUUUGGAUCAAAUGCAUCUAUUAGCUCUUGCUGAUACUGUAUCGACAUGCAACACAGACUUUGCUGAUAGGUUUGUGGAUAAAACUCAGUUUACUAAAGAUAGUUCAGUACCACAUGAAGGUGAAGUUUGUUCAGGUGAGAUUAACAAAUAUAUAUAUUUAAUUUUAAUAAUCAUAUUAACAUUUAUAUAACAAAUAUUUUAGAUUCAUUGGAUGACUGUGGUCUUAGAUUCUUAUUAGCAAUGAAACAUUACAAUUAUUUAUUACGAUGUUUGGGCGUAGCACAACGUACACAAUUUCAAAAGAGAGGAAUGUGUUCAGCUGAUAUAGCAUGGGCAUUCCACUCUGAAAGUGAAGAAGAACUUUUACAAUUAACUCCAUCUUAUGUACGGGGAACUCCACGUUGGUCAGCUUUGAAAGAAUUAGGAGUUGGUUGGUGGCUUAGAAAUCAAACUUUAUUAAGAACUUGUAUUGAAAAGGUAAUUUUAUUUUAUAUAACAUGUACUAUAAGUAUUUUACUGAUUAAAAUUUUUAAAAAAUAGAUUGCAAAAGCGGCUUAUCAGGCAAAUCAAGAUCCUUUAGAUGCUGCUAUAUUUUAUCUUGCAAUGAAAAAGAAAUCAUUAGUUUGGGGAUUGUUUAGAUCUAAAAGAGAUGAACGUAUGACUCAAUUUUUUUCCAAUAAUUUCACUGAAGAUCGUUGGCGUAAAGCAGCAUUAAAAAAUGCAUUUGCUUUACUUGGAAAACAGCGAUUUGAACAUGCUGCUGCAUUUUUCCUUCUAGCUGGCGCCCUUAGAGAUGCAAUUGAAGUAAAAAUGUAUACCGUAAUUUAUUAACAUGUCAACUGUGCACUUCUUUUUCCAAUAUUUUAUCUCUAGUAAUUAUUUUAAGAGUAAAAUAUACACAAAAUAAAUAUAUAAUAUGAUAAACUUUAAUAUUCAUUAUAAUUUUGUACUGUGCACAGUUAGUCUGUUAAUAAUAAUUAAUAAUAUUAUGUAUACAUUCUAAAUAAAUCUGUUAUUUAGGUUUGCUUGAAUAAACUAGAUGACUUACAGUUAGCUAUGGUUAUAGCACGAUUAUAUGAGGGGGAAAUUGAUUCUACUCCAUCCAGUCUUAAACGACUUUUAUAUGAAGUAUUCAAAAUUUUUAAUUUAAAUAUUUUUAAACUUCCAAGUUUAUUUACUUGGUUUAGGAAAUUCUUGGUUGUGAUCUAAAUGGUGAAAAUCAAAAAUUGUCUAUGGCCAAUCCAGAUCCCUUCUUACGUUCUAUGGCUCUUUGGAUACUAAAGGAUUUUACUGGAAGUUUGAAUACUUUAGUUCAAACCAAUGUUGGUACAAUGCAUCCGCUAUAUAAUGAUGAGGAAAAACAAGAAACAUCAGCUGGUAUGUUUAACACGUUGAGUGCCUCCGUAGUAUGUGAUGCGCAUUGCCCGUGAAUUCAUGAGAAAUUUGUUCCAUGAUUACAUUGGCUAGAGUUUUGCUAAAAAUAGAUGAAAAUUCAAACCAAAUAUACCGUUUGAAAGAGGUAGUUCACUGUAUAACCAAGUUUAAAAAUGAAAGCAUUUUCUUGAUACCCGAAUAAAUUAUUAAGCCAUAAACAUACUUAUAAAAUUUGUUGACAUGGUUAUAGGAGCAAUGUUACAGUUAUCGACUGUGGUACUCAACAUAUUAAAAAAUAAACAUUAUUUUUGUAAAUAUUUGACUUAUAAUUUUUUAAUUUAUAUCUUUGUUUUUAUUAUAUGUAGCAAAUCCAAAUGUUUUUAAUUUUUAUGUGUAUCUUCGAACACAUCCCUUAUUGAUAAGACAUUAUUUGGCAUCCACCUACCAAGAUAAAAAAAACCAUACUGUAGUAUUGGCUGGAUUUAGCUAUGGGUCUGACGCUAGAUGUAGAGAAACUUCGGAUCGACAAGUAAUCACAAUUAUAAUUCAUAUUUAAACUUCAGUAAUUAUAUCAAAAAAAAAAAUAUAUAUAUUUUUUUUAGUUAAUGUUGGAAGAUUCUAUUACUCCAUUGGAAAGACAACUAUACUUUAAAACUGCACAUGCUCAUUUUAAAGCUGGAUGCCCUGCGCUUGCUCUUGAAGUUUUAUCAAAAUUACCUAGUAAAAUAAUGGAUCCUUCUACAGAACAAUCAAACAGUAAGUACAUUUUUGUAAAAUCAUUAAUUUUAACUGCAAGUAUUAUUUUUUAAUGGGAAACAAUUAGUUUAGUUUAUGUUUAUUAACAUAUUUAUCAAACAAGUGUUAAAAUGAUGUAAUCAACUUUUGAUAAUCAAGGACUUGUGCAUGCAAUGAUUAUACUCAUUAUUCUUACUAAAAGUUGUUUAUUAUACUACAGUAUAAUUAAUAUUAGUGUAAACAAAUUUUCAAGGAUCAUUUAAAUCUAUUCUAAAUAAUUUGAACUCUGUUAAUAUAUUAAAAGAUACCUAUAAACAGAAUGUGUAAAAUACAUAAUUUUAUGUACUUAAAGUUUAUUAGAGAAUUUCAGUGGUUAAAAAAAAAUCAUAUAAAUUAUGUUUAAUAUAUUAUUAGGAGAGUGGAUGGUGCAUGAUGUUUGCAGAUGAUAUAGGUUGAAUAGAUUAACUCUAGAAGUUAGCAAUAGGCUUAAAGAAUGGAGAGUAGCACUUGAAAGAAAGGGGUUAGGGAUAAGUAGAAGUAAACUAGUCUAUAUAGAGUGUGAGUUUGAAGGAGCAAGACAAAAUAGCUAGCAAGGUAGUUUAAUAGGCAAGAUUGAGAAUUUUAAGUAUUUAUGAUUUUUGUACGGAAUAAUGAUGGUUUUAAUGAGGAUGUUAAACACAGAAUUAAGUGUGAUAAGUGGAGAUCAGUGACAAGUGGUGUUUUAUGUAUAAUGAGUAUUCUAAUGAAACUUAAAAGUGAGUUCUACAAAAUUAUGGUGAGACGGGCCAGGUAUGGAGUAUUGGGAAAAAAUAUAGAACAGAAAAUUAGUGUAGAAGAGAUGAGAAUGUUAAAUUAGAUGAAUGGAAGAGGCGUUGGACACUUUUCCCGAAGAUAACAAAAUCUGAAUCAAGUACACCAACAUAGAAAACUAAAUUAUCAGCAAAUUAUUAUUACUUUUCUGUAUUAUCUACCCUAUAUGGUUUUGCACAACAAAUCUAGCAUUAUUUUCUAUUAAAAUUUCAAAUAUUUAAUGUGAGCAAGUGACUCCCUUAGGUCUCUAGGUGCCGUAUUAAUAUUAACAGGAUAAAGUAAAAAUACAUAAUGUAUUUCAUGUUUGUGCAUUUAAUAAUUGUAGAUUCUCAUUUGAAAAUGUUUGAUUUAGUUAAGGUUGGCGUAAUUUGUCACUAUCUAAUUAUUUUAAUAUUUUCUUCUAUGGUUUCGGGAAAAGUAACCCUAUUCGGGCAGUAAGUAUUUUAAUGAAAACAAACAUUGGAGGAAAGGGCGAGAUAAAAACCUAAAAAAUGGUGGUUGGGUGUGAUUGAGAAUGAUACAGAAACAUACAGGAAAUGUAUGUUAGGUGGAGAUCGAAGGAAGUAAAAUUUUAGGACGAGGUUGGCCAACCCCAAAUAUAGUUUAGUUGAAUAUGACGGAGAAGAUGUUAAAUACUUUAUAGUAUACUUCAGUAUAUAAAUUAGCUAUCUGUGCAAUAAUAAAGUUUUUUCUCGUCGAUAAAAUAAUAAACAUAAUUUUUUCAUCUGGAUCACAAUAGUUGCACAAUCUCUUUAUCACAGUUAUCCCACGCACGUACCACGUUGACCCAUUUUGAGCAUUUUAAAAUACAAAAUAAUUUUAAAAAGUAUUUAAAAUAAUAUAUUUCAUUGAAUUACUGCCCUAAGCCUGCUUAUAAGUAUUUAAUAUGCGAGUAUUAAUUACUUAUUCCUAUUUAUAUAAUAGUCAAAUACUAUCUUUAAUUCAUCCCAUAUUUAUUCAAAUGAUACAAAUUCUGAGAACACAUUCAAAUUUUUCAAGUCAUUUUUUUUAAAUUUAAUUUUUGCUUUUAUUUAAAUGUUAAACAAUAUUUUUCAAUGUUUUUAAGUAUGAGAUUAAUAAUACAAUUUAAAACAACCACCACUGGCCUAUUCUUCAAUUGGUAGACCAUGUAUCAAAUUUGAAUCUCUUUUCAGUACAAUAAUAAAGUAUAAAAUUGUUUAAAAAAAGAAAUUAUUUUAUUAAUAAAUUGUGCAAUUUCAAAUGAGUCUAUAGCUAUAUUUUUAAACAUAAACUAUUUCAUUUAAAAUGCAUAACUGGUAACUAUUGAUUAAAUCAAAAUUACAAAUCAGACAUCCAUUGAAUCUUGAGUAGACCCAUUGUUUUAGAGUGAGUCAUAAAUAUAUAUAUUUAAAUAUAGCAGCCAUUAAAGUGAUAUCACAAUUUUCUUCAGAGCUUAAUUAUUUUUAUAGUCAUUAUUAAGGUAAUUUUUAUACAGAGUUAGUGGAGUACUUAUCUAGUUUGGCAUACAAUAUUGAAAAAAAAAUAAAUUAUUAUCAUUUAUCAGAUAUUAUAAGUAUUGCUUGCCAAUAAAUGUACUAUAAUUACAAAUUUUAUUAGAUACUAAUAUAUUUCAUAAUUUAUUCUUAUUAAUUUCUGACUAAAAAUAAAACACUUCAUUGAUAAAAAAAUAGUGACACUAAAGUAAGUAAUUUAAUGCAUUACUUUGUACUAUAUUUGAAAUCAUAGGGCAUAAUUUUGUGUCACUACAUUAAACAGCUUAUAUGAUUUUAUGACUUGAAGUGUUCAUAUAUAUUAAGUGUUUACUAUUGAAGUAUAAUAAAACAUUGUAUUUUUACUUUUUCUUUUGUUCUACUUAAUUAUAAAAUCAUGUAUCAAGUACAAGUCCACUAUCAUUAAUCUUGAUAAAACUUAUAAAAUGACAGUUUAUUUUUUUGUAGUUUAAUGAAAACAAUUAAGUUCAAAUUCACAGAAAGUAUAAUUUCAAAAUACAUUAAAUAAUAAUAUCCAAAAAGUAUUCAAUAUUUUCUUUUUAUUAAACAACUAAAAUUAUUGUAAUUAAUAAAAUUAAUAAAUACUUAAAUUUUAAAUAUGAUAGAAAAAAUUUGAAUAUUUAUACAUAUAACAAUUAUUUUAAUCAAAAUUUAAAUUUUUAAAAGAAUCUAUGUCUUCUUUAUUAUGAUCUCCAACUGUUGUAUCAACUUCAUUUUUAACAGUGCCAUUUCUAAAUUUUUCUUCAUCCAAAAAAAACUCACGAUUAUCCAAUAGUUUUUUUUUUAAUUUUUCUAUUAAAUAUAAACAAAUAAGUUAAAAAUAUUUAAUUGAGAAAACAUUUGACAACAUUUCUAUUUACCAUUAGUUUCACUCAUAUUUGCUGCCAGACCACCAUAAUCCUGUGGCACAAUUGUUUGUGGUAAUGUUUUUAUAAAUUCAUUAGUCUUUGAAACAGACUUUAUUACAACCUAUAAUGAAAAAAAAGAAAAAAGUAAUUUAUUAUAAAUUAGCAUUAAAGAUAAUUUAAUAUUUUACUUUAUUUAUUAAUGAAGAACUCAUAAAUGGUUUCAUUGUUGCAUAUACUCUUUCAGUUCCCGAAGUGACGUUUAGAACAUAAAUUUUGUCAAUGACAAAUGAUGCAGCUUCCUAAAUAUUUUUACAUCAAUAAGUUAUUAAAUAUUUGAAAAAUAAAUAAAUAAUAGGUAAAUUUAACCUGGACAUAUGUCAUUAAAUGUCUUGCGUUAGAUAGAGAGUAUCGUAAUGCAUGAUUUAAGCCGAAAUGAUUCGAAUCUAAUACCAUUCUAUACCCUGGCUUGGUACCAUUUUCUAUUUGGUCCAGUUCAAUAGCCAUGAAAGCUAAUUUUGUCGCUACAGUUGGAUAAUAUUGAGAAGCAUCUACAAUUUUCAACUGUGACCAUAUAUAAUUAUAAUGAGUAUCCUCAUCGGGAAUUAUAUUUAUAUUACUGAAAAAAAUGAAUGUUGAUUACUGUUUUUAAAAUAAUUAUGAUAUAUUGUAUAUUACAAAUAUAUUUAUUGCUUUCUUACACUACAUCCAAUUGUUUUUGAUUAAAAGGAUGUAUUGGAUCUCUUGCUGAAAAAUAGGGUGCACAUUUCUUUGCUCGUAAAACAUAACACUGGCGUAUUACUUUUUUUGCGUACUCUUUAUCAUAGUUACAAGCGUGCAAAAACAUAAUUACUUGAAGAUCUAUUAAGCAUAAUUUAAUAAUAAUUUUUUAGAAGUUAUUAAAAAUGUUGAUAAUUACCUAUUAAUUAGUGUGUGUAUAUUGUAAAAUAAUAAAAUACUGUUUAAAUUAUGUUUUCUAGUCCAUAAAUUAUUUAAUUAGUUUACAGAAAGUAGGUUUAUACACAAUCUUGCAAACUCUAAUAAAUUAUUUUUAUUUUCUCUAAAUUAUUAAACAGUAUUUUCGAAAGAUAAAAUGUAAAUUACAUAAAUGAACAUAUUAUAAUUAUAUGUGUCAUAGAUAAAUGUUUUUAUAAUCAUAAAAAGAUUUCAUAUAAGUAUAAUUUAAAAUAUUUAGUAAACUAAAAUAAUAGUAUGCAUUAAAAUGUUAAAUUGGUUUUGACACAAUACAUGGCUGAUACAAAUAAAAAAUAUGUUUUUAUACAAGAACAAAAUAUAGUCCAAUUAAAAAUCAAUAAGUAUUAAUUAUCAACUAUAUAAUGUUAUAAUAUUAUAGUGCUGUAGCCAGAGGGAUACUAUGGGGGUUUUAGCACUCUUUAAAAAAAUGCUGGAUACAUUUUUUUUGAGAUAUCAUCAGUUAAAAUAUAAUGUUAUACUACUAGUGUGAUAGAAGUUGAAUCAAUUAAGUAGAAAUUAAUCAUUGUUUUGGCAAAUAUUAUGCGACAAAUUACAAACCCUCCCACCCCUAUUAAUAACAUUGUCCUCAAUACUGUUACACAAUUAUGUAAAGUAAACAAAUUAUCUGUUUCCACUUCAACUUUAUUAAUAACAAAUUCAUAGUGACCUUAACCCAUUAGGCAAAAAUUGAUUUUCUGUUUGCAUUUUUAAUGAUUUUUUAACUUGACAAAAUGUUUUAUUUUAAACAAGUACCUAAGCAUUAAACAACAAUAUUUUUUAUAAUUUGAUUUCACUCACCGAUUAAUUUCCCAUGUAAAUUUAUAUUUUCAUCACUCCAUUUUAGAAGCUCUUGGACAUCUGCGGCAGAUAGUUUUGGAUUUUUUUCAUACUCUUGUUGAGCCGUAAUUUUAUAAUAUUUCUCUAGUGUUUCCAUGAUGGUUUAAAUUUUUUGUAUUAAUAAAAACAAAUUAUUUUAAAAUUUAAAAAUAAUAUAAUGCAGAGAAGUUAAAUGUGUAUUACAUUUUUCGAAUUAUAUCGCAUAUUAUUUAAUGUAUUUAGAGUGUCGAAUGCGACUGCUAACUGCACGGCCUUGUUGUAGUGACUACCUCUGGAAGUCAACUACUCGGUUCUACGUGUCUUCCAUAGCUACUGUGUUGUCCUUGAAUAAAACUGGUAUUGCGUACCUCGUGCGGUUUAAUGUUCGUACGCGAUUCAGUAAUUACAAAUUGUAAACAAUUUAUAUACCUAAACCUACCUAACUACCUAAGAUAAUCGCGUUACAUUAAACAUAAGUACCUAAUGUAUUAAUUAAUAUAGGAAUCCAUAUUUUUCCGAUCAUUUUUCAUAAAAUGUUAUUUUACUAAUUUUAAGUGACAAAUUAAUUGAUAACAGUUUUCUAUUUUUUAAACGUAAUGUUAUUAUUAAUAACUUGAAUUAUUUAAAAAUUAAUAAUACGUACAAUGCCGCCAGUACGUUUAUAAUUAUGAAUACACUAUUAUAGAAUAUAAUUGCGUAUCUAUUUCCGUACUUAUUUCUACAAAUAUUUUUUACGUUGUUUUACUAUAAAAUAAUUACAUUUUAAUGUUGGUAUUUUGGUAGGUACUAAUAUAAAUUAUCUCUUGAGUUUCCGACUGCAAAAUGAUCGUUACGAGUUAAUCUUGCUUCCGGAUAGAAUUAUUUGGUUUAUUAUUCCGCUAUCCACAUUAAAUUUUUGUUAUGAACGCACUUUAAUUAUUAUUAAAAUUUAUGUCGAGUCCUAAAUAAAACGCCAACCCUAUGAUAUCACAUUGGAAUAAAAAAAGUAUAUAUUUUUAAUACCUAGUGAAUAUAAUACGCGUUACUAGGAAUAAUAUUUUUAAUUUAGGAAUCAUUAAUAUGUCGGUUUAAUGCCUAUUUAUUUUUAUAAACGUUAGUUUGGAAUUCGGAUAUCAAAAAAAAUGAUUAAGUAGUUAAUAAAUAAUAAAUACUAUUAUGUUAUUAUUGUUGAUAAAAUAAAUAAUUGUAAUUGUUUGACCUUGACAAUGACUAGUUAGUAUUAAUGCGUUUUUAAUUAAUUUAAAUUCGUAUUGUUAUUAUUAUUUUAAUUUUUUUUUUUAUGAGAACUAUAAGUUGUACAGAAGUUUAAUAGUAGACUAUAUUAUUUAUAUUUGAAAAAUUAUUUUAAAAGUAAAAUUCUCGUUUUAGUAUUAAUAUUGUUUUAUUUUACAAAGUAAGUAGGUUAAUCUAUUUAUUUAGUAGUUAUCGAUUUCUGAACUUUUGACAUAGCGAAUUCUGAACGGAGCAAAAAUUAUGUUUUUUUUUUCUGUGAACAACUUUUCUACCAGCAAUUUUACUCCGAUUUUCAAAUAUAGCACUUUUUCUGAAUGGAAAUUUGACUGGGUGGUACUUUAGGGUUUAGUUUGGGCACCCCUGGUCUAAAUUGUUGUGCUGUUUGUGUUGGAUAAACCAAGAUAAGAUCCCAGAGAUAAGAAGGGGGAAACUCUUUCCGUUUCGAAUCCUAAAUCCUAGAUACCUAUUUUUUUCCAGAUAAAUUCCCAACAAUUUUACUAUAAAAUUGAAUGUAUAUCCGUUUACAACGAUUAAUCAUUGAUAACGAAAAAUGAUUCCGAGUGGAUUUCGGUUAUUCGUGUUUCAAAAGGCCAUAAUUACGAUUUUCGUCAAAAUUUUCUAAUAAAAUUCUUAUAUUAAAAAAAAAAAUUUACAUUAAAUUCAACUUUAUCUUGUUGACCACUAAGUAAAGCAUAAUGAACUUCCUGUUGAAUUUUUGUUUUGUCUAACAAUUUUAUCCAUAGAGUACCCAUCAGAUAAAAAAACGUAAAAAAACUCAAAUUAAAACGUCUAUAAAUAGCCUGAAAAUGUUUUGACAAUUUUACCAAGUUUAUAAAUGAGAAAUACAAGUUUUCUGUAUAAAUUUUAAGUCUCUAGUAGUAUUUUUAAUGGAAAUAAAAUUAAAAAAAAAACAAAUAGCAUUAUUUUCGUAAAUUUCCCCGUUCUUUUUUUUCGGUUUUGUUGAAUUAUUUAAAAACUAUACGGGAAAUUAAAAAACAACUUUCUCACUCGCCAACUGGAUUAAUAAUUGAACAAAAAAAGUCUCUUGUUGCUUUUUUAUUGGAGCAUUAUUUUGAUUAUUUUUUUUUUCAAUUUUUUGAUUGACAUUAACAUUUCUAGUGGAAAACAUAAUUUACAAAAAUGUAGAAUCAUGAAAUCGUUAUACGCCGCGUCGUAAAUAUAUGUUCGUUUUUUCCUACGUUUUGUACCGGUUAUUCUCAAUUAUUAUGUAAAUCGCUUGGAAAAUCAAAAAUAUCAUCUCGCUGAAGUACUAAAUAGAUAAAGUUUCCUUUUUAAAAAAAGGUGAUACACUUGAUACACCGAUGCAAGAUUUCUGGUAGAAAUUGUGUAAAAAGUAUAACAACAAAAAUAAUAAUCACCAUUGUAAAACCAAUACAUUCCUCGUACGCUCCGAAUCUAAAAUAGAUAGACACAAUUUUAUUACGUGAAUUGAAAAAACUACUUUCUAAUUUUAAUUUAAUGUAAUCAUACUAUACAAGGUGAUUUUUUUUAUCUUGAACCUGCAUUAUCUUGGAGUUUUUUUUAAAUUGAUUUGAUUUCUGUUUUUUAUAAUCAUUAUGGGAUCGUUUAAACUUUAUUUUAAAACCAUUUUGAAUUUUGUAAAUUAAUAAAUUGCCUAUCUAUUUAAAAUUAGAACGAUUAAUCAUUGCGAACAAAAAGCGAUUCUAAGUGGAGUUCGGUUAUAUAUUUUUUUAAUUAUCGUAAUAAUUACGAUUUAAAAAUAAUACAUUUCUUAAAUUUUCCCAUAUUUAUUAUGAAAAUCAAAAAAUGACACUUGAAAAUGGGAGCAAAAUUUCUGGUAGAAAAAUUUUUUACAAAUAAAGAAAAAAAAAAUUAUUGUAAAUAACAGUAAUUAACAAAAGAAAAAUAACUAUAUUAUAUUAUACAAUGUUUUAUUGUAAUUCCUCAAAAGCCUUUAUAUACAUAUAUAAAAAAAAAAAAAAUAAUAUUUAUACUAUUGUUAUUCAAAACUUUUUAAUUUAAUCAAACUUUUGCAUCUUUUUAAUUUAGGUUUGGUUAGUACACCAACACGAAGUCGUGAUAUUCGUAUUGAUACGGGUAUCUUAAUGCAAUAUGGUGUAGAGCAAAAACUAGCAGAGACUAUUAAUUUAGAUGUAGUCAUUAAAAAUGCUGUGACUGCUAAUGAAAUAGAUUGGUCCACACCUGUAAUGAAAUCUAAUGAUGAUCUAGUACUUGAAUGGAGUGAUAAGGAAGAUGAUGUCGAUGAAGAAGAGGACGUAACAGUAGAAGAACCUCAAAAAAUCAUUAAACAAGAAUCUGUAGAAAGUGAAAAAUCAAAGUCUGAUUCAAAAGCAUGCAAUCUUGAUGUUAUGGCACAACAACUGAAAUUUGUUGCUUGUCUAAAAAUAUUAAUGGAAGAACUAUCUACAUUGGCCACUGGUUAUGAGGUAGAUGGUGGAGAGUUGAGGUAUCAUCUUUACUUGUGGCUCGAGAGAGAAGUUGAUGCUUUAAGACAUUUAUGUAAUUAUAGUUCCAAAGACUCAAUGGUUGUUCAAUGUAAGUAUGUUUUACUAUUUGCUUUGAUUUAAAAUAUGAGUAAGUAAUAGGUAUAGAUAAAAAUGUUGGAAAAAUUAAAUAGUUCUUUUUGAAAUAUAAUCAAAGUGAAUAAGUGUUUAAUAAUCAUAAUGAUUUAUAUUUAUAUCAAUGUAUAUUUUUAUUUCCAAAUUUAUUUUUUGCCAAGAAAAUUAAAAUAAUCCAUGGUUUUAAAAUUAAUUUAGACGAAGGAGGCCUUGAAUCAUCAGUUUUGGAUAACCGUGAGUUUUCAUCAACUCCUACAUUAAAAAAUUCUGCUGAAAAACCAACUUUACAUGAAAUAUUGCUUGCUGAAAAAAUUGACUUCGAAGCCAAAGUUCAGAGAGCGGCUAGACGAAAAAAAUGGCUUAAGGGUAUGUAAUCUUUUUAUUACAUCAAAUAUUUGUUAUGAACUUACAACACAAAAUAUGUGCUUGUGUUGCAAUAUAAAGUAUAUUAAUUCUAGUUGUUACUUCUUGAUUAAGCAUUCAAAUUGUAUGUAUUUUAUACUCCUUUUUUUUACCCAGAAAACGAAACACUUUUAAGAACAUUACUCAGCUAUUGUAGUUUGCAUGGUGCUGGAGGUGGUGGGUUGGCAUCAGUUCGAAUGGAAUUGGUACUAUUGUUACAAGAAUUACAACAAGAAAAAACCCAACAACAGUUACUCUCACCAUUGCCAUUCCCUACUACUUUACCAUUACUAUCUGCAAGUGUUGCUUGUAACAAGACUGUGAUUGCAGAUCCUGUUCGAUAUCUUCAAGUAAAUCACUUGCCAUAGUUCUUUUUAAUAUUUGAUAAUUAAAAAAAUAUUUGGUUUUAUUUAUAGGCUCAAGCACAUGACAUGUUGCAAACAGUUAUUGAUAUCCGAAGUCCGCCAUUGUUGACACGGAUGGAUCUUAGUUAUUUAUUUGUUUUGAGAGAUUUGUCUGUAGCAUUAUCGGCUUGUUUUUAUCAAUCACUUUGUGAUAGUGAUACAAUUGCUGAAAGUUAUCAAUCAGGUGCAGAUAAUCCGACUUAUUGUAGCCACCUCAUUGCUGCCAAAAAUAGAAAACGUCGUUACAGUAUAGAUGAACCAAUCAAAGUGACAACUCCACCUUCCAAAUGGCCUGGAGUUUCAAGUCUACGUGCAUUAUUAGCACACGAGAAGGAUGAGGAUGCACCUAAAUUAAAUACACUAUUGUGUGAAGCAUUUGUCGCUACUUAUAUGGGUCUAUUAGUAUAUGCAUUUGCCACAUGUGAUUGUCACAUAUUAUACCGAUUAGUAGGACAGAAAUUUACUGAAAAUACAUGGAGCGCGCUUUUUGGUGGUGGUGUUAAAAAACUAUUGAAGGUUGCACCUACAGCACCUAAAAGUCGAGUAAGUAAAAUGUACAAUUAUUAAUUAAACUAACAAUUUGAUUUUAAAUUAUAAUUACUAUACGUCUACAUAUUCUAAAGCCCAAUAGUUUAGAACGAGAAAAUAGUUCGAGCAGUGAUAUAGGCGUAUGGACAGCGGUUACAAGUUUAACUAAACAAAAAGUACGGUUAAAUAUGAAACUUCUUGGUCAAUUUGUCGGUUCUCCUGGUACACCUAGUAUAAAAGAAGAUAAACCUACAUAUAGAGAGCAUUUUGUUCCUCCCGAAAUGUCUAUGAUAUCAUAUUUUUUAAACAAAGUAAGAAAAUAAAAUUUUUUUUUGUUGAAAUCAUUUUAUUAUAAUAUGUGUUUUAGCCAAAUUUGGCAACAGAAGUUCAAGAUGUAGAUUAUGAUUCUGCUGAUAGUGCUGUAUCUGACCUAUCUGAAGAUGAAGAUGAAGAUUGUGAUGUCUUUGAUAAUACACAAGAUAACAAAAGCAAAACUACUAAAAGUGAAAAUACAGAACAUUCAAAUCCUUAUAGCUAUGCUUGGAUGGUCAUGAGAUUAGCCAUAAUGCAAUUGGUCCAAGAACAGUUACAUGGUUUUCUUACAAUUGCAGCCAUUGAUCUCCAAGGUAAUAUAUAUUAUAUAAUAUCAAACAUUAUUUAUUUGUAUUUAUUACAAAUAGUUAAACAAUUAAAUUUUAUUGAUAUUGUACAAAUUAUUCUUAGAAAAUAGGUACUUAAAUGUAUAAUUUUGUGUUCAGAACUACCAGUUAGCAGUCCAUUAAUUCACGGAAUACUCCGAGUAGUUAGCCAAUGGCAAGAAAUAUUAAAAGAAGAAUUAGAAUCUAAAGGGCCUCCUCCUGUUGAUUACAUACCUGGCUGUUUUGUGGAACAGGCUACUACAGGUCCACCGAUUAAUAAAUACAGAACACUCUUAGACAAAUCAAAUACUCCUUUCCAGUAAGUUUAUCAAGUAAAUUAAAUUAUCUAUUCUAAUAAUAUUAUAUUAUUGUUAGCCCGCGUCACAGUUCUGCUGCUCCAGCUCGACGUCUAUGGAACUUUUUAGUUCGCCAAGAAUUUGUUCAAGAUCUUUUUAUUCGUAGUAUAUUUAGCCGCCAGCCAAGAGCAGCAGGUAGUUCUACAUUACCGACUAUGAGUCAAGAAGUCAAAUCGUGCUCUGGAAGUGAAACACCUAAUCUCCAUUUACCUGAUCCAGUGAGAAUUAUUCAUAAAGAACAGGACUCAAUAUCUGCUUUUUGUCUAAACUUGGUAUACAUUUAUAUUAUUUUAUUUUACAACUCAAAAUUCAUUUUAUUAACUAAUUUGAGUUUAUUAAUUUUAUUUCAGGCAAAUAGUAGUCUUCUUGCACUGGCAACCCCUCGUGAGAUACAAGAGAUGGACAUUUCAUUAUUAUUAGAAUCGCCUUCUUGGUUAGAGGAUGAAUGUGAAUUUGAUCUAGUUAAUCUUUCUCGGUUAGUAAUAAACAUUUUUUAUUUAUUAUUUAUUAGUAUAUCUGCCAUUGUUGAUAUGUGUACAUAUACCUACUGCCAUUUAUAUUAACAGAGACCAUGAACAUCAACCCUCUAGUUUCUUGGUAAUUCAAACGUCUGUUGAUCGUCCUCUUCAAACAUCUCCUGGCACUGUUAUUGUUAAUCCUUUGCCAACAAGUCCUAGUGUGACUGGAUUAGCAGGCCAGACUGGUCGAGGUGCAUCUGUGGUAAGUUAUUAAUGUGCAAUAGCUCUUGAAAUUGUACUUUUAACCACAUGGAAAAAUCCAUUGAUUAUUAUUGGGGCUAAAGAGUAAAAUAAAAUUGUAGUAAUUGUGAACUCAAAAGCGUUAUGUGCUGUACGUGAAUGUUUUGUUUUCUAUGUGAUAAGGUACCACAAAAGAGCACACAAGGUUACAGCGACGGAGGAACGAGAGCAAUAAAAAGCUCAAAAAAUAUUAUGUCGGUAAGAGGCUAUUAAUUGUUGCGAGCGCGUGGGCUUACACUACCAUCUGCCGUGUUUUUCUUCUGUGUAUAAUAUAUUUGAUCUAUUAUCUAUUUAAAAAUAAUAAUUACAUUUUUUCUAUAUAUAAAUAUCUUCAGGUGCCAGGAUAAAUAGCUUUGUAUACUUUAAGCUUCCCAAUUCUUAAGAGCUAUCAGAAUUUUGGAUAAACGCUUACAAAUUUUAAAACACUUACCAUUUUAUAUUUAUAUUUUUCUCUCCUCCAUUAUAUUCUAAUCAAGUUAAUAAUAUAUACAUCAUUGAUCUUAAUCACAUACAUAUAUAAUUAUAAUAAAUCUUUUAUACAUAUUUUAAUCUUUAAAACAGUUACUUAAACAUUGUACAUAAAUAUAUUAUAAAAUUAAUGAUAUAUGUAGAGGUAUGCCUGUUUUGUUUUUUGUUUGGUUUUGUUUUGUUUUUUUUUUUUUCAAGGCUUAUCUCUAAAAACACUGUUAAUUUUAUAAUUACAUAAAUGCUUUAACAAUACAUCAAUUGUUUUUAAAAUAUUGUCAUUAUUAUUGUGUGUCACAUUGCUAUCAGAUGAAGGGACUGAAUUUCCCUGGUUGUCACGACCCACGUUUCUGUCAGUUUGUCUGUGACCGCAGUCGACUCCUGCUCAGACCGGUGCGUUAAAUUUGAUGAAAUACAUUUUGUUAAGUCGAUUUAAAAAUUGAGUGUUUCUCCUUUGUUAUGAUUUAUAUAUGUUCGCAUUUUAGAGCUUCGGCAUAAUUAAAAAGCAACCAUAAAAAAGUUGCUCUGUUUUGGUUUUUUUUUUUUUUCUUUAUUUUUCUUAAUUUAAUUUCUGUUUUAUGUAGAAUAGACAAGAUUUUUGUGUGACGCUUGAUGAUGCUUGAAAUGUUACAACCAACAAAGUAUAUAUAUUCCUAGAAGUGUUUAGCUAAUAUUUGUUUGUCAUACAUUAAAUAAAACUUCAUAAACAUUGUACAUACACAUUUUGAAAAUCAUUAACCAUAAAACUUGAAUGUAUUAUUUAAUAUUAAUCAAUAUUUGUAUAUUUUUUUAACAUAAUCUUUUGUUUUGGUUUUUUCUUAUUUUUUAUUUUUUUUAGGUGAUGAAACAUCGUGUGGAUAACAUUCGGAGAAUAUGUCCACACCCUCUGUUACCUGUGUGUUAGUUAAUUAUUAUUACACAACUUCUGAACAAAAAGAAACCACCAAAAUAACAUUGAAAAUAUAAUUAUCAUUUGUAUUUUAUUCAGAUUUAACGGGUUCACAAGAUGGAUCAGUACAUAUUUGGGAAUGGGGUCAUCCUCAAACAGUAGCAGAACCUCGAGCAGCUGGUACAUUUGCAAAAGUUACGAGAGUACGAUUUUCUCAACAUGGUAAUAAAUUUGGAGUGGCUGAUGGUGAUGGAAAUUUAUCUCUAUUUAAUGUCGGUCUCACAUCAUCUAACUACAGACCAUUUUAUGUAAGUAUUUACUUCUAGAAUUAUUGUGUAUACUUUUAAUGUACCUAUUUGUAUAUUUUUGUUUUAAAAGACAUUCCAAUGCCAUAAUAAAGUUACCAGUGACUUUGUAUUUCUUGGCUCUUGCAGUCUGAUUGCUACAACUGGCUAUUCGUCAGAAAAUAGAAAUGUCGCAUUAUGGGAUACACUGUUACCACAUAAGAAAUCACUAGUCACAGGUAGUCAACAUAUAAUAAUUUUAGUAAUUCCUAGCAUUAAAUAUUGAUUUUUUUCUUUUUUCUUUAAGCAUUUAUGUGUCACGAGCAAGGAUCAACAUGCAUAGGAUUUGCUCCACAGCAUCAAGUAAUAGUUACUGGCGGACGAAAAGGUGAUAUAUGCAUAUUUGAUGUGCGCGGAGGAAGUGGUUCAAUAAAACAUCGUUACUUGGGCCACGAUUCAUGUCUUAAAUGCAUGACCAUUGAUCCUCAUGAACAGUUUUAUUGCACAGGAGCAGCAGAUGGAGAUAUCAAAGUAAGCUACACCAGAAUUAUACUUACCAAUUGUAAGUGUUAUAGUACCAAUUGAACAAUUGUUUAAAAUAAAAUGCUUUUCAGAUUUGGAAUUUGUCUACACAUCAAUUAAUGUACACAUUUCUUGCCGAACAUGCUCGAUCUAGCUUCUUCAAGCAUAUUGGUCAAGGUGUAACACAGUUACAAGUAGAUUCAUCUGCAAGACUAUUUUCAUGUGGAGCAGAUGGUUCGAUGAAAGUUAGACAAUUGCCAGAUAGGUAUCACUGAGAAUUAAUGUAGUAAGUCUUGUUUCUCCCCCCCCCUCCUUGGAGAUUUAAAAGUAGUUGAUUUGCUACUUCAAUAAAUAGCACUAGUCAAAUAAUACAAUUCAGUAGGGCUUAUAAUAAUCAGUUUUUAUUUUUGUUUUUGUUAAUUAUGUGUUUAUAAACUCAAAUAUUAUUGAAAAUUAUUUUAAUUCUUAUUUUUAUUAGUAAAAUAUUAGGAACCAUUAAGACACCGUUAUAUGGCAUAUAAUAUUUAGAAAAAUUGUAAGUAAAAAACCUUACAAAUUUGCAAUAAUCCUAAUUUUAUUAUUGAUUCAUAUUAAGUAAUCAUAUUAAUACAUGAGUAUUAGCAAUAAUAAAACAUUAAACUUUUUAAAUUUAUCUAUAUUACUUCAUUAUUAUUAUUAGUAUCAAGGUGAUAAUAUAAAACUAUUAUAACUUUAACAAAGUGUUAGCUAAUUUAAUCCAGCAUUAUAAAAUUUGUCAUAAAUUAAUACUUUAAUCUAUAUCCACUUCUUAAAAAAAAAAAAAAUACAUUAAAAAUAUCAUUAACUAAUUUAUACUAUUAUGUGAGUUAUUUAUAUUAUAUUUUAAUAAAGGAUUUAGUAUUUCAGCGACAUUGCAACAUAUUAUAUAAACGUUUAUGCAUAUUUAUCAUCUAUAAAUUAGAUUUAUAUAUUGUUUUAAUAGGAACAUAAUUUAAUAUAAUAAUAUUACUCUGAAUAAAUCAAAUAUAUAAAUUGUAAAAAAGUCAUAAUUAUUGAUAAUUUUAGAUAUAUUAUAAUUAUCUAUAGUAUAAUUAAUAAUGUGCCUAGUGCAGGUUUAUUAUUAUGUUUGUAUGGGUCUUCUGUGAUUUUUUUUAUAAUUUAAAAUUAGUUAGUUUUAUUUAAAUUGUAGUAUUUUAUGUGGAUUCAAAUGUUUUAUUAUAGUUCAAGACUUUUGACAAUAAAAAAAAGCAAAUACACAUAUUAUGUUAAAAAAAUUGUUUUUUCUUUUUUUUUGGUUAAACUAUUGAAUGAAAGUUUUGUGUAUAAUUUAUAAUACAUGUAAACAUUAUUUUAAUUCUAAAUUAUCUGUUUGCUUCUCAUUAUAACAAAUAAUCUUUUUAUUUUAUCCCCUUUGGCAAUUAUGUUAUUUUAUAUAAUUUAAAACAUAUUGUUACUAUAUUAUAAGUUAUUAUAUUACUAGGUAUUAUUAUUAUAACUUUAAAAUAAAACAUAAUUAUACCAUGUUGUUGACUUAAUUUGAAAUUGUUUUUAUUAUUUUUCGUGAUUGUA
Molecule: messenger RNA, 26986 nt
Organism: Cinara cedri
Lineage: Eukaryota; Metazoa; Arthropoda; Insecta; Hemiptera; Aphididae
Source: the annotation of a GenBank genome assembly